Molecule: messenger RNA, 6985 nt
Organism: Bactrocera neohumeralis
Lineage: Eukaryota; Metazoa; Arthropoda; Insecta; Diptera; Tephritidae
Gene: obe
Product: activating signal cointegrator 1 complex subunit 3
Exons: 10
Coding region: 108-6626 (2172 amino acids)
Molecular function (GO): ATP hydrolysis activity; nucleic acid binding; ATP binding
Source: RefSeq, a predicted model, not a curated record
UCAAGUACAAUAAGAAAUCAACUCUCAAGGCUAAAAUUUCACAAAAAAUUUCAUAAAAUAAUCCAUUAUAUAUUUAAGUCAAAUUUAAAUUAGGUUUUAUUAAAACGAUGAAGGAGCUCCCACGCUUUUCAUCUGCAUUGCGUGCGAAUACAGACUUAGAAGCGAAACUUCCACUAACCGGUGCCGCUUCAGCCGACCUGCGAAAACUGCAACAAGAUGAAAUAGCUGAAAGACAAACCGUGUCAAAAGUGCUGGAACAGUUUCCGGCCGAUAAACAAGCACGAGCGAAGGUAAAUCUUGUAAAAUUGCGGAAUAUUGUGCAAGAAUGCAUGGGCUACGAGGAACAACCUCAAGUUGUGGAUCAUGCGACACUAUUUCUAUUUUGGUUGCUGCUGGAGCAGCGCGUUGUGACCAUAGCCUCCAAAAUGCGUGUACGCAGUAUGUUUGGCAGUGUUUUCGAAAAUAAAUUUACAAAAAUGCAAGAAUGUGUGGGUGCUCUGCGUGAACUGCUUGAAGAUUAUCAAAUAGAAUCGCUAAAGCAGUGGAAUCGCAAAACCAAUCGAGAUGCACUGGACAAGAAAAGUUGGGGCACAAAUAUACGCAUACGCUUGAAAGGACCACCAUUAGGCGAUUUACAUCAAUUGCAGGAUCUCGCUCCUACCGCACAAUUGCUCAAAAACGCGUCAGUCAACUUUUCAAUGCAGUGGAAUCAAGAAGCCGAACAACAACACAGUGGACAUGAUGAAAGCGAAUUAACGCAACUCUUGGAGAUAUCAAUAGCUGCUGGUGAUCCGAAACUGGUUGCGAAAGUGAACGAGCAACUUAGUUCCAAACGUACUAACAACGAGCUGCAAAAUGAACUCAUCGAACUGUUGGGCUUUGAACGUUUUGAUUUGGUACAACAGCUGCUAGAGCAACGCAGCACAAUUGCUGCACAAUUAGUGGAAUAUGAAAAGCGUGAACAGCGUUUGCAACUCAGUAAAUUAGCGCAGCAACAAAGAACUGCGGGUAACGCUGAAUUGCGUCCGACCGUUGCGAAAACCGUAGUAGUGCAAUCUGCACUAGAAAAAGAAUUGAACAAACAAAAUCGCCGCGAGGAGAAAAAAUUGCAACGCAUGUUGCAUAGCAUCAAUCGAAAUAACGACAACGAUGAUGAGAACGUCGCUCGUGCACUAAAUCCAACGCAAUUGCGUCUACAACAACAACGUAAAUUACUUGAAAAUGUACAGCAGCAACCGGUGCUGAAAACAACGCAGCGCUUGCAAGAAAUGCGCGCAGCAGCCAAUUACAACAGCAACGUCAUACAGUAUCCAUAUGUGUUCGACAGCCAGUUGAACGCCAAACAACACGCUGGCUUCAUAGGUGGCAAUCGUAUCAGCCUGCCAGAUCAUGCUGAGCGCAUAGACAAUAAACAGUAUGAGGAAGUGAAGAUUGCCGCCAACGAACCACCGCCACUCAGUAUCGGAAACAAUCGCAUACAAAUUUCCGAUCUCGAUGAUAUUGGCAAAAUGGCCUUCGAAAAUUGUACGCAACUCAAUCGCAUACAGUCUGUGGUCUAUCCGGUGGCGUAUCACACGAACGAAAAUAUGUUGGUGUGCGCUCCCACUGGUGCUGGUAAAACUAAUGUCGCUAUGCUGACUAUGGUACAUACAAUACGUGCACAUCUUGAAAAUGGCGUCAUCAAUCGCGAUCAGUUUAAGAUUGUUUAUAUAGCGCCUAUGAAAGCUUUAGCUGCUGAAAUGGUAGAUAAUUUUGGCAAACGUUUAAAAUCUCUAAAUAUUGCAGUAAGAGAGCUGACGGGCGAUAUGCAGCUGACGAAAACGGAAAUGACGCAGACGCAAGUAUUGGUGACAACACCGGAAAAGUGGGAUGUGGUAACUAGAAAAGGCGCUGGAGAUGUGGCCCUAAUAAGUUUGGUGAAGCUCCUUAUUAUUGACGAAGUCCAUUUGUUGCAUGGUGAGCGUGGUCCUGUAGUGGAGGCGCUUGUUGCGCGCACACUGCGUCUUGUGGAAUCUUCGCAGAGUAUGAUACGUAUAGUGGGUCUCUCGGCUACUUUGCCCAAUUAUAUUGAUGUUGCACACUUUCUGCGAGUCAAUCCAAUGAAAGGCCUCUUCUAUUUUGAUUCACGUUUCCGGCCUGUGCCUUUGGAUACGAAUUUUAUUGGCGUGAAAUCGGUAAAACCGCUUCAACAACUCACGGACAUGGAUCAGGUUUGUUAUCAAAAAUGCUUGGAGAUGGUGAAGGAGGGUCAUCAGGUUAUGGUGUUCGUACACGCCAGAAAUGCAACAGUACGAACCGCCACGACCUUGCGCGAAUUAGCACAACAAAAUAACACUAGUGCGUUCUUUCUGCCUAAUGAAGCAACGAAUAGCUACAGCUUGGCGCAACGAGCCAUACAAAAGAGUCGUAAUAAACAAUUGGUGGAGUUAUACGCCUGCGGCUUGGGCAUACACCAUGCGGGUAUGCUGCGUUCUGAUCGUCAGAUGGUCGAGAAAUAUUUUGGCGAGGGUCACAUUAAAGUGCUGGUCUGUACAUCGACAUUGGCAUGGGGUGUCAACCUGCCUGCGCACGCAGUUAUAAUAAAAGGUACUGAUAUCUACGACUCCAAACAUGGUUCAUUCAUUGACCUUGGAAUUUUGGAUGUGUUGCAGAUUUUCGGUCGCGCUGGUCGUCCGCAAUUCGAUAAAAAAGGUGUUGGUACCAUCAUCACCACCUACGACAAGUUGAAUCACUACUUGUCGUUGCUAACUAAUCAAUUCCCGAUCGAAUCGAAUUUCGUGCAAUGCCUUGCCGAUAAUUUGAAUGCCGAAAUAACACUUGGUACUAUUUCAAAUGUUGAAGAAGCCAUUGAAUGGCUGAGUUAUACAUAUUUGUUUGUACGUAUGCGCAUUAAUCCCCAUGUGUACGGCAUCGAAUAUACUGACCUGCACAGAGAUCCCACGCUCGAGGCCAAAAGACGUGGCCUCAUUAUGUCUGCUGCUCUGAGUUUAGACAAGGCGCGCAUGAUACGGUUCAACCAACGCACAAUGGAUUUCAAUAUUACCGACUUGGGACGAACAGCAUCGCAUUUCUAUAUUAAGUAUGAUACAGUGGAGAUCUUCAACGAAUUAUUGAAGCCUUUUAUGAAUGAAGCCGAGAUCUUUGCAAUGAUUUCACAAGCGCAAGAGUUUCAACAACUUAAAGUACGUGAUGACGAAUUAGAAGAAUUGGAUGAGCUGCGCACAUACUACUGUAAGGUCAAAGCGGCCGGCGGCAGUGAGAAUGUCAGCGGUAAGGUCAACAUUCUGAUGCAAACCUAUCUCUCACACGGCUAUGUGAAGUCCUUCUCACUCAUCUCCGACAUGGCCUACAUUGUACAAAACAUAGUACGCAUAACACGCGCGCUCUUCUCGAUUGUGCUGCGCAACAACAACGCUAUACUGGCUACACGCCUUCUGCAGAUCUGUAAAAUGUUUGAACGCCAGCAAUGGGAUUUCGAAACACCGUUGCGACAAUUUUCUUCGAUAAAUGCCGAAACUAUCGACAAAUUGGAACAUCGCGGCAUUAGCCUUUAUACACUGCGCGAAAUGGAGCAAAAUGAACUGAAGGAGAUAUUGCGCAAUCCACGCCAUGCCGAGUUGGUGUUACGCUCAGCACGCGAAGUGCCCAUGCUCGAUAUUGAAGCAACCCUACAACCUAUAACGCGCACAGUCUUACGAAUAAAGAUCGAUAUUUGGGCCGAUUUCAAUUGGAAUGACCGAGUCCAUGGCAAAGUGAGCGAAAUUUUUUGGCUCUGGAUUGAGGAUCCCGAAUCAAAUUUCAUCUAUCACUCCGAGCAAUUUCAGGCCACGCGCAAAUUCGUUUAUAGUGGCAAGCCGCAACAGUUGGUUAUGACCAUUCCACUAAAGGAACCACUGCCACCGCAAUAUUAUGUGCGCAUUGCAAGCGACACUUGGUUGGGCAGCGCCACUUGGACGGCGCUCUCCUUCAAACACCUCGUUUUACCCGAACACCAUCCGCCACUGACCGAAUUACUGCCGUUGCAUCCGUUGCCGGUCUCAUGCCUGAAGAACCCGAAAUUCGAAUCACUAUACAAUUUCACACACUUCAAUCCGAUUCAAACACAGAUCUUCCAUUGUCUCUACCAUACCGAUAACAACGUGCUGUUGGGUGCACCUACAGGCUCCGGCAAGACCAUUGUGGCUGAAAUUGCUAUUUUCCGUGCUUUCAAUAAGCACCCACGCGCCAAAAUAGUCUAUAUUGCACCGCUGAAAGCGCUGGUUAAGGAGCGUAUUAACGAUUGGAAGCGACGCUUCGAGCAGCCGCCACUAAGUUGGAAGGUGGUGGAGCUGACCGGUGAUACAGCGCCCGAUAUACAGGCCAUACGUGAGAGUCAAAUCAUCGUGACCACACCGGAAAAAUGGGACGGUAUAAGUCGGUCGUGGCAAACUCGAGAGUACGUACAAGAUGUGGUGUUGAUUGUAAUCGACGAGAUACAUUUACUGGGCGAAGAUCGUGGCCCGGUUAUCGAGGUAAUUGUGUCGCGUACUAAUUUCAUAACGUCGCACACAGGGCGCAGCAUCCGCAUUGUCGGCUUGUCAACGGCAUUGGCCAAUGCGCAAGACUUGGCUAAUUGGCUGGGCAUCACGAAAAUGGGACUGUACAACUUCAAGCCAUCGGUGCGUCCUGUGCCGCUACAAGUGCACAUCAAUGGAUUUUCGGGCAAGCAUUAUUGCCCGCGCAUGGCCACCAUGAAUCGUCCGACAUUCCAGGCCAUUCGUACAUAUUCACCCUGCGAACCGGCCAUCGUUUUUGUUUCAUCACGUCGUCAGACCCGACUGACCGCACUGGAUUUGAUCACCUUUGUUGCCGGCGAUGAUAAUCCCAAGCAAUUUCUGCAUCUACCAGAGCACGAAAUGCAUCAAAUACUACAGCAAAUCAAGGAUUCCAAUUUAAAAUUCUGCCUUGCAUUUGGCAUUGGUCUGCAUCAUGCCGGUCUGCAGGAGCAAGACCGCAAGACAGUCGAAGAGCUCUUUCUCAAUCGCAAAAUUCAAGUGCUCAUUGCCACUGCCACUCUAGCUUGGGGCGUCAACUUGCCGGCACAUUUAGUUGUCAUCAAAGGUACUGAGUAUUUCGAUGGAAAAGUGAAGAAAUAUGUAGACAUGCCCAUCACCGAUGUCUUGCAAAUGAUGGGUCGAGCCGGUCGUCCGCAAUUCGAUAACGAAGGUGUUGCCGUUGUGUUGGUACACGAUGAAAAGAAGAAUUUCUAUAAAAAAUUCCUGUAUGAUCCAUUUCCCGUUGAAUCGAGCCUGUUGGGUGUUUUGUCGGAGCAUAUAAAUGCGGAAAUCGUUUCCGGCACUGUGCAAACCAAACAGGCUGCACUGGACUACCUCACGUGGACGUAUUUCUUCAGACGCCUAUUGCGCAAUCCAACGUAUUACAAUUUGGAGGGUUUAGAACCGGAGCAGCUCAAUGGUUUCCUUUCGUCGUUGAUUGAACGCGUCAUAUAUGAACUGGAAUCAGCUGCCUGUGUGCUGCAACGCGAAAACAUGCUUAUACCGACGUUCCUUGGACGCAUCGCGUCUUUUUAUUACUUAUCACAUCGCACAAUGAAACAUUUCCUAGACGAUUUAACUGAAGGCAUGAGUACGAGUGAGGUACUAGUGGCUAUCGCAGACUCGUACGAAUUCGAUCAGCAGCCCGUACGGCACAACGAGGAUAAAUACAAUGAGGAAUUGGCCGAAUCGUGUCGUUACCGUCCACCCGCUCCAACCUGGGACUCACCAUACACAAAAACAUUUUUGCUGUUGCAAGCGCAUUUCUCACGCCUCUCACUGCCGAAUUCAGAUUUUUUAACCGAUACCAAGUCCGCCCUAGACAAUGCCACGCGUGUCAUGCAAGCCAUGGUCGACUACACAGCAGAGCGUGGCUGGCUCAGCACCACGUUGCGCCUGCAACAACUUAUGCAGUGUGUCAUACAAGCACGUUGGUUCGACGAAUCGGAAUUUUUAACAUUGCCACAUGUCACUGCCGCGAAUGUGUCGGUAUUUUAUAAUAUAGAACAUAACUACAGCUAUCUCACUUUGCCGACAUUGAAAGAGCUAUGCAGGAAGGAUUACGAGCGUCUAGCCGGCCCGCUAAGAGAUGUAUUCGAAGAGCAAGAGAUUGAACAAAUCUAUAGGGUGUUGCAAGCUGUACCAGAGUUAAGCGUACAGAUCUCCAUACAGGGUAGGCAUUUUGAUGAUAUGGAAGCUAUGCGUGUUAUAUCUAGUGCCCCGUCAACCGAAAACUGGACGAAAAUACAUCCGAAUGAAGACUAUGUGCUCUCUAUAGAAAUGAAACGUAUGAAUUGGAAUGUACGUGAAUUGCGUACACAACAUGGGAAUCCCAUUGCUAUACACUGUCCAAAAUAUCCCAAGGGCAAGAGUGAAGCUUGGUUCUUGACGCUCGGCUCCCAAGCCAAUAGCGAGUUGCUCGCCAUGAAGCGUGUUAGUAUGCGUGGUCAUCGGGCCACCAAUCGCAUUUGCUUCCAAUCGACGCCACGUCGUGGACGCGUGGUUCUCACGCUGUACCUUAUCUCAGACUGUCUUAUUGGUGUGGAUCAACAAUUCGAGCUACAAUUCGACGUCGUUGAUGCAAAAGCGUGAGCGAUUUAAAAAUAAAAUAUUCGAAAGUUUAAGUUCAAAUUGAAGAGAUGUGCCAGCUGUUUAUUAAAACAAUAAGAACUUUAGCUUUGGGUAACUUUUUUUAUUUCAUUGUUUGAAAUCCUUAACAAGUUUUGUCGUUACACUAAGUGUACGCGAACUUUUUUGCCCCAUUGCACAUUAUAUGUAUGUAUAUUUAAGUACGCAAAAAGUAAUAUGUAAGUACGUACGCUUUUUUUAUUAAUUAUCAAUACUAUAUUCCUAUACCCAUUCGUAUUUUUGUAAUUUAACUGAAUUUGAUUCGUCUAAAUUAAAAUUCAAUAGUUUGAAGCAAAGAAUAAAAAACUAUUAUUUAAAAUAUA